GGCGAACACGUACAUGCUUGUACCAUGUCUUCGGAUUUGGCAGCGGCGUUGGGCAAACCUCCAGCGUCGAAAGAUCUCCGACGCGCACUGAACGUCGAUGUGUACAGUACUCUUGAGUCAGUACCCCCGUCGUCCUCGUCCUCUGUGCAGUCUGUGGCCGCCUUCUUGGUCGCAAAACAAACGUCACACCUCGGGGGUGAUUUCCUGCAGCGUCCUAUCUGCGUGACGAGCAUUGGGAGUGCACCGAAUACAUCGCUCUGGACGCCCUUCCUUAAUGCGUACUUUGACGUGAGUUCAUUUCACGCCUCAGCCAUUUCAGCCUUCGCCGCGCCUCGCGUUCGCAUGCUACAGUGCGCCGUCCCAGGGCUCGUGGCGUUAAAUGUCCAGCAGGUUGUGGAUGCGGCAUCGAGGCAUUGCCCGCCAAGCUCCUCGACCAUGUUAGUGCUGACAUGUGAAGCGUUGAGUGCAACUUCAACCCCAGUUGUUGUGAACGGUAAACUCGUGUUGAUCGUAUCGGUGGUGCAGCCAACGUCAUCACCGCAACCAGCAGUGCAAGCGCUGCUGCAUGCACUGGGGGUGCUUCCCUGCAACUUCUUUACUUGCGUUAUGAACGCCAACACUGGCUUCGACAUCACGUGCGACAUUCCAACGUUUGUGUUGUGCCCGUUGUGUCUUCGAAAGUGCAGUUUGGCCGUUCCCCAGUUCAACAUUGUGCGACGAUACGAGUCGCUUCUGGUCGUGUUGGAAGGGGGAGGUGUAGCGGAGGGGGGGAGUUGGGCGAUGUCAUUUCACCAAUGGUGUGACGCACACACGACGUACAUCACCAACAACCCACGACCCCAACCAUUGAAGAAACCAAUGGCUGCUGCUUCGAUGGCUGUGGAUGUGUCGAAACUGAAGCUCUUAAAACGGCGGCUGGCAACACGGACGCGCCGAUGAUGAUGGAUGAGUCGACCUCAUGUGAUUGUCAUGUCGUCGUGAUCUCGAGGCUUCGUAUACCGGGAUUCAAGAAGGGGGCACUUAGCCACCACAUAUACCGAUGCGACGUAAGGACCACGCCCAGAAAUAUGAGCGAGCGAUGCCGUUGGCCCAACAAAUCUGCCUGGUGCCCGUGUUGGUCCUUGUCGAAACAACGAGACUUUUAGUCUUUCUACCCACUUGAUUUAAUACGAGCCAAAUCACUUCAGAUAACUGCAAGUGCAAAAAAAUUUACGUUAAUGAAAACGCCCUCAACAACCAUUCGUGUGGUUGAGGUUUC
Aphanomyces astaci is the source of this 1258-nucleotide messenger RNA. RefSeq lists its product as hypothetical. The transcript has 4 exons. Bases 25 to 939 code for a protein of 304 amino acids. NCBI's taxonomy places the organism in Eukaryota, Oomycota, Saprolegniomycetes, Saprolegniales, Verrucalvaceae. The record is from RefSeq and is a predicted model, not a curated record.